UUGGAUGAAUAAUGAAAAUAUUGAACACAGAAAUUUGUUUGACUAGUGACUACCACCUAUCGCUUUUGCAAACCCCCCAGCUCAUCAGAAGAUCAAAAUUUUCUAACCUAUUUAGGAAUUCAAGUUUUUUCUUCGCCAUAAUUAUUCAAGACCUCUUACGUCUUGAAAACACAAAAAAAAAUCAAUAAUCUAUGUUAGCUGGAAUAAAAAAAAAAAAAAAAAAACUUGAAUAGAAAUUUGUACAUAUAAAUAUCGUUCAAGAAUUUGAAAAUUUUAAUUUUUUUUCAAAAUGUUACUCUAAAUGCCUACUUACCUACCUAGUUGAGAGUACAAAAGAAGGAGGAGAAAUAGGCGGGAAUCAAUGUUCUCUUUGAAUCGCGGCAGUCUUUUUCAUUCAGAAGGUUAGAAAAGCAAACAGCAGCACAGUUGUAUUACCCUAUUGAUAGCAUGUGUAUUCAAUGUGUAAAAUUCAUCAUACAAUUUUUAAUUUAUUGUUUCAAUUGAUGAUCCAGAGGUGAAAUUUUUCAUCAAGUAAUGAUGUUUUUUCGGGAUACUUGAAUUUAGAAAUGUAAAAAUAAUUUCGCAUUUUGAACUUUGAAAAAAAAAAAAAAUGAAAAUGAAAAUACUCUGGCUCAUCAUUCUAAUAGUCUUUUCACCACUUUCUACUUCCAAAACAACCGAAAUAUUUCAUCAGAUAAAUGUAUCUGCAGUGUCAACUACAUCUAUCGCAACGAUAUCGACAACAAAUACCAUUCUUGAAAAGUCUACAAGUCCUACUACACCAUCAUCUGACGUAUCUAUAGUCUGUAAUAAAUUGAAAGGAUUAUCAUCUGGACAACUAAAACAUUGCCAUCUUUAUGAAGACCACAUGGAUUUUGUCAAUAAAAGCAUAAGAAAUAGUUUGAAGGAAUGUCAAUGGCAGUUUCGUUAUCAGAAAUGGAAUUGCUCCAUAAUUUCUCAAAAACCAACUUUUUUUGGUCCUGUUUUAAAAUUUGGUAACAAAGAAGCGGCAUUUCUUCAAGCUGUUACGACUGCAAGCGUAAUGCACGGUAUCGCUCGAACAUGUCGCGACGGGCAAUUAACACGUUGCGGGUGUUCUACACUAACAAGGCCCGCUGAUCUGUCAAAAGAGUGGAUUUGGAAAGGAUGCGGAGAUAAUUUAGAAUACGGAUAUAAAUUUACAAGAAAUUUUAUCGAUAUAAAAGAAAAGGAAAUAAUGCACCGAAGAAAAGCCGAAGGCAAGGAGAAUGGAAAAUCGUUGAUGAUGUUACACAACUAUGAAGCUGGAAGGAGGGCUGUUCUGAAAAUGACUCGAAUAAGUUGCAAAUGCCAUGGAGUAUCCGGAUCUUGUACUCUGAUUACAUGUUGGCAUCAAUUGCCGCAGUUUCGUGAAAUAGGAGAUUACAUUAAAAAGAAAUACGACGAAGCAAUCAGAGUAAAAGUGAACAAAAAGGGCCGUUUACAAAUCAAAGAUUCGAGUAGUCGUAAACCUACGGUUACAGAUUUGUUAUACAUUCAUCAGUCACCAAAUUAUUGCAAAAAAAAUAUCAGUUUCGAUAGUUUAGGAACUGAAAACAGAGAAUGUAAUAAGAAUUCAAAAAUGCAAGAAAGUUGUGAUGCACUAUGUUGUGGACGUGGUUACAGCAUCAAGAAAGUAAUACUAAAAGAAAAAUGCAAUUGUACAUUUCAUUGGUGCUGCUAUGUAAAAUGUGACUCUUGUGAACAAGUUAAGGAAAUUUACACCUGUAAUUGAUCUCUUCCUAUCAAGCAAUAUUUGUAAAGACUAUAUUACAUUUUAUUCUUGCGAAAAACGAGUGAACAAGCAAUAACGCUAAAAAUAAAAAAAAAAUGCAUAGGUACUCAUACUCAAUACUAGAAACAGAAUAAACGAUUUCAUUGUAAAAUGAGAAGAUAGUAAUAAAUUACAGCGAAACGAAA
Molecule: messenger RNA, 1938 nt
Organism: Planococcus citri (citrus mealybug)
Lineage: Eukaryota; Metazoa; Arthropoda; Insecta; Hemiptera; Pseudococcidae
Product: protein Wnt-5b-like
Exons: 7
Coding region: 611-1753 (380 amino acids)
Biological process (GO): multicellular organism development; canonical Wnt signaling pathway; neuron differentiation
Cellular component (GO): extracellular region
Molecular function (GO): frizzled binding; cytokine activity
Source: RefSeq, a predicted model, not a curated record